GGCGCUGGUAUCCAGCAGAGUAACGCGCAGUCUGCUGUUCCGAGUGCUGCCAGAGACAAUGGCUCCUGACUGGUGGAAGCUGUCGGCGUCGGCGGCGCUGGUGGCGGUGACUCUGGUGCUCCUGUGGUGGCGCCGCUACGCCACCAAGUUCUCCAGGGCCGGCGUGCCGUCCCUGCCGCCGCUGCCCGUGGUGGGGAACAUGCUGGACGUGGUGCUCAGCAGGAAGGCCAUGCCCGAGGUCGUGGUGGACAUGUACAGGCACUUCCAGAAACACCCCUACGCUGGAUUCUACACGUUCGCAAAGUCUCUGGUCUUGGUGAGGGAUCCUGAUCUCAUCAGGUCCAUCACUGUCAAGGACUUUGACCACUUCACUGACCACGUCGACUUUCUGAACACCGACAAGGGUCAUCCAGUCCAACAGCGGAUGCUGAUUUUCAUGAAAGGAAAAGAAUGGCACGACAUGCGGGCGACACUAAGUCCUGCAUUCACGUCGAAGAAAAUGAGAAACAUGUUCCUGCUGAUAGCAGAGAUAGGGCAGCAGGUGGUCGAAUACAUAACAAAGGAAUGUGCCAAGGUCGAAGUUUCUUCUGGAGGAAAUCGGGUAUUGACACUGGAAAUGAAGGACCUAUUCACACGCGUGACCAAUGAUGUCAUUGCGACGACUGCAUUUGGAGUAAAGGUGGACUCCUUGGCAGAACCAAACAACACAUUCUAUACAACGGGCCGUGAGCUGACAACAAUCAAAUCGGGAACGGUAAUUGGAUACAUGCUAGUGCCAAGGCUUAUGCAGUUAAUAGGUGCACAGUUCAUCAACAUGAAAGCAGUGGAGUUCUUCAGGACAAUGUUGACCGAGACUAUUAAAACGCGAGAGGAGCAGGGGAUCGUGCGCCACGAUAUGAUCCACCUCAUGAUGCAGGCCCGCCGAGGUGAACUGGCGCCAGAAGAAGGGGAGGCUAACGGCACCACCGACGGCAAAAGACGACACCUCACUGAUGAUGAUAUCACGGCGCAGGCGCUCAUAUUUUUCAUCGCCGGCUUCGACACUGUGUCGACACUGCUGACGUUCUGCAGCUACCUGCUGGCCACGAACGAGGACGUGCAGCAGCGGCUGCAGAGAGAGGUGGACGACCUGAUGCAGAAGAGCGGCGGCCAGCCCAGCUAUGAGCAGGUCCUUGGCUGCCAGUACCUCGACAUGGUGCUCUCUGAGACGCUCCGCAUGUACACGCCGCUGGCCUCCCUGGACCGCACGUGCGUGCGCUCCUACAGGCUGCCGGCCACAGAGAGCUGCCCGGGCCUCGAGCUGCGACCCGGGGACGGCGUCUGGAUGCCGGUGCUCGGCAUCCACUACGACCCCGACUACUUCCCAGACCCGGAACGUUUCGACCCGGAGCGCUUCAGUCCGGAGAGGAAGCACCUCAUCAAGCCGUUCACCUACUUCCCCUUCGGGUCUGGACCUCGCAUUUGCAUUGCCCAGAGGUUCGCGCUGAUGGAGUCCAAGGUGGUGCUCGUCCACCUGCUGUCCAGGUUCAGCCUCCAGGCGGUCGCCAAGACGCCGGUGCCGCUCAGACUCCAGCCGGACAGCGCCACGCUCACCGUCAGAGGCGGCGCCUGGCUCGGGAUUCGAAGCAGGGUCUGAGGGUCUGAGCCAGCGCCCCAGCCGCUCCUCACCACACGACGUUACACGCACUUGUAAAACGCACUGUGCCUGUGAAAUCAUACAUGCCAGAGCAAAACGGUUACUACGUCACAAAGAGCUAUGCUACUGUUUUAAGUGCAAGUGUGUCAUUUUAACUGUGCUUUUGUCUGUAGCCUCCAUAAUAUUAUUCUGUUACUUUUGUUCA
Messenger RNA from Schistocerca serialis cubense, 1841 nucleotides. RefSeq names its product cytochrome P450 9e2-like. Lineage: Eukaryota; Metazoa; Arthropoda; Insecta; Orthoptera; Acrididae. Gene Ontology annotation, molecular function: monooxygenase activity; iron ion binding; heme binding. The record is from RefSeq and is a predicted model, not a curated record. The transcript has 8 exons. Bases 59 to 1636 code for a protein of 525 amino acids.